Aspergillus caelatus is the source of this 395-nucleotide messenger RNA. RefSeq lists its product as uncharacterized. Bases 183 to 371 code for a protein of 62 amino acids. NCBI's taxonomy places the organism in Eukaryota, Fungi, Ascomycota, Eurotiomycetes, Eurotiales, Aspergillaceae. The record is from RefSeq and is a predicted model, not a curated record. The transcript has a single exon.
GAGCUAUCACCUCCGUAACGUCAUCUUAAAGCAUCGAGAGAGAGAGAGAGAGAGAGAGAGAGAGAUGGUAUUGUCUCGGUUGAUAUGUGAUGUUUGCUUUGAUGGUGUAGGGGAAGACAAUUCUGAUUGUAUUUAAUUAUAGAUCAAAUUAUCAAAUAUCUGACUGAGACCUUGACGGUCGUAUGAGGUCUUCGCUCGUAGGGCUUUUACAUCUGCGAGAUGGUCUAUCAUUAUGUCUGUUUACGGUGAUGGUGUUGUAUGGUAGAUUGUACUUCUGGGCGUCCGAGAACAACAUCCCGAGUACCGAUUGGAUUCAUUGCGAGACCUGCAGGGCUAGAAUGAAAGGUUCCGUGUUAUUGCACAUAGUAUGAAGCCUGGUCCUGUCAGUAUUAGAG